Messenger RNA from Fulvia fulva, 591 nucleotides. RefSeq lists its product as uncharacterized. The coding region runs from base 1 to 591 and encodes 196 amino acids. The transcript is spliced from 2 exons. Lineage: Eukaryota; Fungi; Ascomycota; Dothideomycetes; Mycosphaerellales; Mycosphaerellaceae. The record is from RefSeq and is a predicted model, not a curated record.
AUGACGGCACUCCGACUAAAAACUAGCCUCAAACGCGGGAGGGGAAGUCUUGACGAAGAGGACGAUCUCGACGAUGGCGGUGUCCUCGUGAUGCUCACACCAAAGCCGAAGCGAGCGUCCAUAGAAGCCAUCAAUCUGGAAGAUGAGGACCGGAACAUCGUCACUAAUCACGAGAGCCUCUCGAUUCCCAGGGCGGCACCAAGCGCCCCAGCAUUCGACUAUCAAGUCUGCAUGGAGCCCCACAAGUCCUACAGCACCAAGACAUGCGACAAGUCCAAACUCCCGAAGUCGAUCCUUGAGGCCGCAGACAGACUAGGAGCAAAGUACAACAGUCUCAGCCACAGCAGCAUCAAUGGUUCGAGCUGGUCAUUCCAAGCACCUUCUGCUUGCCUGCGCGAGAAGCUGCGAAAGCAAAACACCUUUUGGCGUGAUGGUAAUAAUGAUUCCGUCGCUUGCCAGGACUGUGCUCGUGGAAGGAUGCCUUGCUUCAAAUGGACUAACGAGGGUAUCUUCUUGCUGGCUCUGCACAAGGAAGAUCGCGUUGAGCAUGUUGCAGCUGGCGCAAUCGUGGAAGCCAGGUGGGUCAACUAA